Coffea arabica (coffee) is the source of this 561-nucleotide messenger RNA. NCBI's taxonomy places the organism in Eukaryota, Viridiplantae, Streptophyta, Magnoliopsida, Gentianales, Rubiaceae. The record is from RefSeq and is a predicted model, not a curated record.
AUGAUUGCUGCUGCUCUUCGUUGUCGCGCCUGUUUGCUGGAUAGCGGAGCUACCACCGCAACAGCCACCACCACUGGAGUCUCCACUGACCACCAAUGGCAGCGGCUCCUGGUAGCAGCCACCAGAGCUCAUAGCUCUUCUACCCAGCAACCAUCACCAGGCGUACAAUCUCCCAUUGCCACCAAGGACAGCCACCAUGGCCUCACAUGGCAGCAGCAGCUGGCGGCAGCCCUCGUAGCCGCAACAUCGCAGCAGCCGCAGAUGAUCAACGCAAAUCCACAGGUGAAGCAAAUCCACGGAAAGGAAAAAAACAAGCGUUUACGAUCCAACAAAAGCUCCAUCCGAGCUUCCACAAGAGAAGACGGCAUACAUUCCAACAGAAUCAAGUUCAAAAAGUGGUAUAUGGGGAACUCUGAAGUGUACGUGUUGGUGAGUGGCUGGAAUGAGGUUGUGAAGAGGAAUGGAUUGAAACCAGAAACACCAGUGCAGCUCUGGUCAUUCAAGAAGGAUUCACAAUUGUACUUUGUUUUGGUGCGGUUGCAGUGGGGCUGCUCUGCAUAG